AUGAAUAUUACAAAAACAUCAGAGAUUGUAACAGGAUCAUCACCAUUUUUUAGUUAUAUAUGUGAUAAAUAUUUUUAUUCAUCCGAAUGGUUAACAUUUACAAUUUGUAUUUAUAUUACAUUUCAAACUGUAUUUUGGUUAUAUAAUUUAUUUCUUAUUUAUAUUGAAUAUAAUGAUAUACCUUCAAUUGAUAAAUAUCGUAUACAAAAACAUAAACCAAAACUUCGUUUUCAAUCUGAUAUUGUACGUCAAAUGAAAGAUGGAACAAUAAAACAUCAAUUAUCAUUGAUAUUUAUCUUACCAUUAUUAUAUCAUUUAUUAAAUUAUUUUGGUCAUAUAUCUGUACGUUCA
Messenger RNA from Rotaria sordida, 351 nucleotides. The record is from the annotation of a GenBank genome assembly. Lineage: Eukaryota; Metazoa; Rotifera; Eurotatoria; Philodinida; Philodinidae.